AUGCGUGAGGACGCAGGAGACGGCUUCGAGGCAGAGAAUUUUUUCUACCUGAAAGGAACGUCUUUGACCAUGACAGCCGCGGAGGAGAAGGACGCGGUGGUGCGGCGGAACGAGAGAGAGAGAGAGGAGAGUCCUCGGUGGCACGAGCGCGUGGUGAAGGAGCGCGCUCGCGGCGACUCGAGUCGGGAGCGGCCCUCGAGAGAACAAGAGACUGAGAGGCGGGACCUUCGCGACUCGCCUUACCGGAAAGAGGAGAGAGAGAAAAAAAAGAGAAGAAGAGACGCAGAAGAUAAACAUGCCGAGAGCGAGGAUCGGCGGGACACCAGGGAGGCGCGCGGCAGACGCGGCUCCGUCGCCGGAGACGAGAGACGCCCCGCGCCUGAACGCAGUGAGAGAGAAGAAAGCCGCGACGCGGUCGAUCGGCGGCGCAACAGAGGCGCCCGCGAGAGAGAAGAAGGUGAGCUUCCUGACAGCGACUCGGGAGCCGAUCUCAGAAGGCGCGAAAACGCGAAACGCAGAGACAAAGACAACCGCAGAGACGCCGACGACGCCAGAAACGGAAACAGAAGAGACGAGGGGAGAGAGAGAGAGAGGAGAAAGGAACGCGACUGCCGCGGCUCGUUUGACAGACGCGGGGGAUCGCGAGAGAGAGAGAGAGGUCGCGGAAAGCGAGACGAUCGGAGGCGAUCGCGGCGCAGCUCCAUAGAGCGUGACGACGGAAGAGGCGGCGACCGGAGGCGCGACAGGGACGAACGAGAUGACGGCGAGCGUGUCAGGCAAAGCGGCGGAAAAAGAGAGAGCAGCGAACGCGGCGGCCGAGACUGGCGCCUCGGAGACGGCGAAGAGAGAGAAAGAGACGACAGCAGCCGCCACGGAUCCCGACGCGAGGACGCGGGGCGUCGGCGGGCGCGGCGCGACGGUGCGGCGAUGAGGGCUGCCGUGGAUGCGGCUUUGCAGGAGAAGGAGAGAAACAAGAAGAAGCAGGCGUCGUCUUCAGACGAGGACGAGCGCGAGAGACUGAAGCGGCGCAGCGAGAAUCGCGUGACCAACAAGCUUGCGCGGAGUGCGCUGUCGGCGGCGAUCGAGGAGAGAGAGAGACGCGGACAUGGCUCUUCCGCCUCCUGGCGGGUGAAGCGCGAAGCGAGCAGCAGCCGAGAGACUGAGCGCGACAGCGGCGCGCGCCGUGACCGCGACCGCGACAGGCGAGGCCGCGACGGCGGCGAAGGAAAUGCGGCCGCCUUUUCGCGGAUCAAGAGCGAGCGGAGAGACGAUCAAGCGCUGAGCCAAAGAGGAGAAGCGGAAGAGUUCAGGAAUCCGGAUCUUGAUCGCGACCUCGCGCGAAGCGACGCCCCCCCGGUCGACCGCGACAUGGAGGAGUACCUGAAGAAGAAGGUCUCGAGGGUCUCGGCGGAGACUCUGGGCCGCGCUGGAGGCGUCUACGUGCCGCCGUUCAAGCUCGCGCGGCUGCAGCAGCAGGUAACUGACAAGACAUCAGCUCCAUAUCAGCGCCAGGCGUGGGAGGCGCUGCGCAAGUCGAUCAACGGUCUCAUUAACAAAGUCAACGUCGCCAACAUCCACAACCUCGUCCAGGAGUUGUUCCGCGAGAACUUGGUCAGGGGUCGCGGGCUGCUGGCGCGAUCCAUCAUUCGCGCGCAGAUGGCCUCCCCAGGCUUCACGAAUGUCUACGCGGCGCUGAUUUGCAUUCUGAACUCCAAACUGCCCGAAGUGGGAGAGCUUAUCCUCAAGCGCGUCAUCUUGCAGUUCAGGCGCGCGUAUCGGCGCAACGACAAGAUUGUCUGCCUCGCCUGCGUUCAGUUCCUUGCGCAUCUCGUGAACCAGCGCGUCGCGCACGAGCUAGUCGCCUUGCAGCUCUGCGCGCUGCUGCUCGAUGAGCCGACAAACGACUCGGUUGAAGUCUGCGUCGGGUUCCUCACGCAAGUUGGUCAAGUGCUCGCGGACGUCUCUCGUCGCGGUUUCGACGCCAUUUUUGAGCGCCUUCGCGGCAUUCUGCAGGAGGGCAUGACUGAUAAGAAAACGCAGUACACGAUUGAGAAGCUCUGGGAUCUCAGGCGACAGAAUUUCAAAGACAAUCCUGGCGUGCCUACCGAGCUGGAUCUCGUGGACGAAGACGACAAAAUCACGCACGAGAUCGAUUUGCUGGCGGAGGACCUUAAGGGCGAGGAAAUGCUCAACGUCUUUCACGCUCAGGAACCUGCGGAAUACGCAGAAGACGAACGCAAGUGGGCCCGGCUCUCGAAGGAAAUUCUUGGAGAAGCCAGCAGCGACUCGCAGGCCUCAAGCAGCGACAGCGAGGCGGAGGAAAGCGAUGAAGAAGAAGAGGACGCCGAAGAAAAGACGACGGUGAAGAUCGUGGACAUGACCGACGCGGAGAUUAUUCACAUGAGGAAGACGAUCUACCUCUGCAUUAUGUCCUCUCUGAAUUUCGAAGAAUGCGUCCACAAAAUUCUCAAGAUGAACAUCCGAGAAGAUCUGGUCAUGGAAGUCGUCAUCAUGUUGAUCGACUGCUGCGCCAUGGAGAGGACUUUCCAGCGCUUCUUCGCACUUCAGGCUGAGCGCCUCGCGAGACUCAAUCCGCAGUACUCCGAGUGCCUUCAGGAGGCCUUCCGCAGACAGUAUCAUACGGUGCACCGUCUUGAGACGACGAAGCUGCGGAACACAGCAAAGUUCUUUGCGCACCUGCUGUACACCGACGCAAUCCCGUGGACGGUGAUGGAGGUUUUCAAGCUGACGGAGGAGACCACGACCUCAUCGGGUCGUAUUUUCAUAAAAAUUCUUUUCCAGGAGAUGUCUGAGCACCUCGGCCUCCGCACGCUCAACGAGAGAAUCCACAGCGAAGAUCUUCAGCCUCACGUGGCGGGCCUCUUCCCGACAGACAAUCCGCGCCACCUGCGAUUCUGCAUCAACUUCUUCACGGCUAUUGGUCUCGGCGGCCUCACCGACAAGCACCGACAGCUCCUCGCCGAGCUCCAGCAGCGCGCGCAGCAGGAGCAAGCGCUUGCGGCUGCGCAGAGAGACGACAGCUCCAGCAGCGCCUCCUCUUCGAGUUCGAGCAGCUCGUCCUCGAGCUCUUCGUCGUCUUCAGAUUCCUCAGAUUCUUCUUCCGACAGCUCCGACAGCGACUAG
Molecule: messenger RNA, 3144 nt
Organism: Besnoitia besnoiti
Lineage: Eukaryota; Apicomplexa; Conoidasida; Eucoccidiorida; Sarcocystidae
Product: putative cell-cycle-control protein (translation regulation)
Exons: 14
Coding region: 1-3144 (1047 amino acids)
Biological process (GO): mRNA splicing, via spliceosome
Cellular component (GO): catalytic step 2 spliceosome
Molecular function (GO): RNA binding; protein binding
Source: RefSeq, a predicted model, not a curated record